AGGCGAGAUUUAGAUAAUAUAUAAAAUCAAAGAAGGCAAUCCUCAAAAAGUCAUCAAGAAGUCAGAAGCUCAUCAAAAAUUACCACUGGCAGAACCGAAAUUCGAUAUCUCAAGAAACCGGUAGUCAUCAAAUGGGUGUGGGUUUUAAGAAAUAUCAAAAGUUAGGGCGAGUUUAUUUCAAAUAAAUGGAGUGAAGAAAGAACCGUUACUGUUACCAGAGCCUGAGGGUCCAGUCACAACGCUCACAGAAAAAGUAUAUGUACCAGUCAAAGAACAUCCAGAUUUCAACUUCGUAGGAAGGAUUCUGGGCCCCCGAGGCAUGACAGCGAAACAGUUGGAGCAAGAAACGGGUUGUAAAAUAAUGGUCCGAGGGAAAGGAUCGAUGAGAGACAAAAAGAAGGAAGAUCAAAAUAGAGGUAAACCAAACUGGGAGCACCUGUCAGAUGAACUUCACGUACUCCUCACAGUAGAAGACACAGAAAAUAGGGCACAAAUCAAAUUACAAACAGCUGUAGAAGAAGUUAAGAAAUUAUUAGUCCCGCAAGCAGACGGUGAAGAUGAGCUGAAAAAAAGGCAACUAAUGGAAUUGGCCAUCAUAAAUGGAACAUAUAGGGAUUCCUCCUCAAAAGCAGCUGCAGUAGCCGCCACGAAUCCUCUGUUAUCAUUUCCGGCUACUACAAGUAUCUACUGUAUGACAUGCGCUCCAUUUGUUUGCGCGUGUGACGAAGAGUGGCGACGAUUGGCCGCAUCAGCCAUGGAUGCUCAACGGCUGCUUUCUCCUGCCAUUCCCGGACUGACGGGGCCCCUACGCGGCCCUACAGCCACGCCCCUAGGAGCGCCCCUCAUCCUCUCGCCACGCAUGUCAGCAAUGCCACCUCCCAACUCGGCAGCGUCCCUACUCAAUGGCGGAGGUCCCCCAGGUGCAGCCGGUUUGCUAACUCCCGCAGGGGCGGGCGACCCCCACCAGCUGAUCUACACCCCGUUCGACUACGCCAACUACGCCGCUCUGGCGGCCACGCCUCUAAUCACCGACUACGCGGCAGCGGCGGCGGCAGAGCAUACGGGUGCGGCAGCUGCUGUUGCUAAGCAACGCAGAACUUUUGGACAGUUCAGGGAGCACCCCUACCAAAGGGCGGGAGCGCUCUCUUAAGGCUUUGCGGAGUGCUAACAACUGAACCAACCAACCGAAAAUCCACCCCUCCGUUGUCACACAUACCCCCUUCUACUACCACACCACCACCGACUAACUGUCAAAUGUCGAAUGGAGCGCCAAAGUUGGACAGCCAUUCAAUCUCUGUGGGGUAGCGGUACGUUCUAACAUCUUAAUACAUUAAUACACAUCACUAACAUUAUGUUUUGUCUGUAGUCUCUAAAAUGACGACUUCCGGAUCUCACCGUCAUUGUUUGCUCGAAUAACCAUCCAUCAUUGGUUCGACCGUGAGACAAAAAUGUUUCAUAGUCACCAUGACAGAUAUUGCUUAGAACUUUGAACUGCCUAAGGAUUCUUCACUGAGAAUUUUCUUUGAUAGUCAUUUUUCUCUGAAACAACUGACAUAAGGUCAAUUAUAAAUAUCUAGAACAUAAAGCAGCAAUUUGUUUGAAGGGAGUUUGAGAAAUGAAUUAUGAAAUUGAAUAAUAGUCACUUUGAUGACGAUACAGUGCAUUUAAAAAUUCGGUUAGGUUUAGUUGCUGCUAGCCAGCCUGUCACUGCCUUCCGGAGAAUUUUAAGGAGGUAAAAAAGGAGUGAUAGCUUGAUAUACUUUCAGUUGCAACAAAACGUUAACAAGAAAGGUUUUUCUUCAUGCAUAUGGUUUGAAAUAGGUCAUUUGAAACAGUAUUGAAUAAGAUGAUACGUUCUUAUUUCUUGGAAUCUGAAAAAAUAACUUGAGUGUCAUUUGUAAAAAUUGUUAUAUAUUUCCUAUAAUUUUUUCUUGGAAUGCUUCGAUAACAAAUUGAGGUAUUGUGAUAUAGAUAAUUAGAUGAUUGGUGUGCACCCUGGAAGUCCCAUUUUAAGAGAUAUUAUUUAUUUGUUGGAAGUUUUUGUGUUAUGCAAAAAUCUCUUAUAAGAAAUCUCAAAUCUGACAGAAGUGUAAGAUCAGUAUAGAUAAAAGGUUAAUCAAUUUAAAGGGCGUUUCAUUUUAGUCUUUACCAUAAUUUUCUUGAAUUUUGAUAUUGGAACUAUUGUAUAUUGUAUUUAAAUUCUUGUUUCUUGAGUUUAAAGGUUUUCAAUUGAUUACUAAAUUUAUAACACAAAAGUUUCCAAGCUCUCCAAACCCAUUCUGCUGUACGAAGUACUUGUAUAUAUGCUUAGGUUUGUCAUUAACCUAUGAUUCAUCAAACCAUCCUCAUCUUCAGUUAUAUAUACAGCGGAAGGGUAGAGAAAGUCAUCUCUUACAUUAUAGAUACUCUUUCAUUACAUCUCAAAUAAUAUUGUAGCAUAACCUCACUUUUCUUCCGGUAUACUGUUAGACGUUGCCAUUUUUUAUAUUCGUUCUCAAAUACAAAAGUGCCUUAGUACAUAGUUUAACAGUUUACCUGGAGUUUGUAAAAAGAAAUCGAAGCUGCUGGGAUAUUUUUAUAUCCUAUGAAUCUCAUUUAUUACGUCGUUUGUCUGCAGACUGAAAGUUAUCAUACUUACUUACAUGUAAGUAUGUAGGGAAAAUUCUCAAUUUAUAAAUUUAAUUUUAAAGAAUGCUUACUUUUCAAGAGAUCUGUUUCGAUUGAGCAAAAAUUUAUAUGUUUAUCUGAAAUUACUUCAUAGUUAAGAUAACAUCGAAAUAUAAUAAUAUUCUAGACAAUUUUCAACUUUGCAAGAUGAUAAAUCCCCUGCAAAGAAGAAUUUAUAUAAAAUAGAAUGUUGCUUAAGUGAGAUAUCGUUAUGAGAUAAAUUUAAUAUUUUUAGUAUCAUUGUUGAUGGAGCUCGAUUUAAUUUUACAAAAAUCUCAUCAUAGCUUUAGUUAAGCAUUCACCUAUUUAUAUGGAAAAAGUAAUUUACUAAUAUUAUUAAUAUCUAUCUGUAAAGUACAAACGUUUUACGUGUGCCAAUUAUUAACUUUAACAUCAAUUUAUUGUUAUCGUAAUAAUCAUUUCCUGAAGUGUCCUUAAUUACAAAAACACGAAAAGGUGUUAUCCAGUGGAAAUCAAGAUGCAUCUUAAAACCGUUUUUCCCAUCCAAAAAACAACUUGUAGAUGAAUCACUUGUAUUUGUAUCAUCAUCACAUAACUAUGGUUAAAUCAAAGAGUCAGUUCAGUUGUACUUGUAAUUUGGGUGCAAAGGAUUACAACCAUACAGUGGGUCAAGGAUAGCUCGAUAAUAAAAGGACAUCCAACUUGUGCUAUUAUAACGACUAAAACAAUCAGAUAUGGGACACCCCUACGUUAGCAGCCCAUUUAUUUUUUAAUUUCGUGACAAAAUAUAACUAACUGCACUUUUUGUUAUCAGAAAUGCCCCAUAGACAUGUAAAAAUAUUCAUACAUAUUAUUAACUGCCCAACAACAGUGAGUUAUUCUGUGGAAUGUCGAGUAAAAUCCAUAUUCAAAUGAUGACGACUUUUGAUGAAAUAGUCAAAUAUAUUAACAAAGUUUCACUUUUUUCCCAGGCAUUAACGUAAUUUGAUUUAUCAAAUUACACAAUGCUAACCCCUCAGUUGUUGAGCUGUUAGAUUUGAGAAACGUACAAAAUUUAGGGUUGUUAUAAAUUUUUUGUAAAUAAAAAAUUUAUUACUGGUCAUUCCUGAUAUUUACAACCUGGGAAAAUACGUAUUCAGAAAUGAUCAGCAAGUUCGAAAACUUGAGUGAAAUGCUAUCUUUUUUAGUUCUGAUCCAACAACAUAUGUGAUAAGUUGAAAACAUGGGAAGACGUCGCAUGUAAUUAAAGUCAAGAAGUAUAUUACAUGCCCUUAAUCUUAUCGUUUGUCUAUCCUUGGUUAGCUCCUAUCUAUGGUACAAACUUUCAGCGAGGCUACAUUAAAAAAAUAUGAUAUAGAUAAUGGGUAACACUUUUCUGGGAUGUAUUAUGAAAUCAAUAAUUGCUUAUAGUGAUUGAAAAACGCUAAUUACAUGAACACAGAAUCUACCAAGUCUUAUGACAGACAAUAAUAACACUGUACUUAUCAGCAGUUCUUAAAAAUGAUAAGGUAGGUAUAGUGUAUAGGUGACUUAAAACAUAGAUAAAAAGUAUAUGAUGUUAUAUAGCAUUUUAUAGAAAUGUUUUCAUUUCAUAUAUUCUCUUGAACUCACAUAAAGUUUAUCUUUUGUAUCAUAUUGAGAAACCUGUGUUGAUAGGAGGUUUGUAUUGAGUUAGAAGUAAAUAGAUUUACGUGUCAUGCCCCGAUCCUUAUAUAUGUAUGUGUAUAUUUGAUAUAAAGACGAAAACGAAAAUAUUGUUUUAGAGCAAUAUGCAUACUUAAUUCAAAACGGAAGUAGCUUCUAGACAUUUAACAGUGCUUAGCUCCUUUUCAUAUUUAUCGAAACAGUUGGUUGCUCGAGAAAACAACUCGUUAUAUCUUUAUAUGUAUAUUAGGUCCCUCCAUAUGUAUAUAUUUCUAAGGUAAUCCAAAAUAUUAAAAAAUGGUACCUCCUUUAGGUGUUUCAAAAUUUCAUUUGUACAUGUACAUGGAUAAAAUUCUGUCAUACAGCGGUAUGUGUUCUGAAUACUCCAGCUGCCAUUCCAUUCUUUCACUUGAGGAAUAUUUUUAGGGUACUGAAUGCGAUCCCAUAUGGAAGAAGUUGGGUAACAAAGAGAUAAAAUUUAGAGAUUAAAUUUUAGAAACUGCAAUAUUUUUAUCAAUUCUUAAUUUAUACGCUAUUAUCAAUUCUUAAUUUAUACACCAAUAUCCAUUCAGAAAAAUAUUAUAUUCUUAUUUUAAAUAAUAUUUUCCCAUGCUGCACCGGAGUUCAUCAUUUGUUGUACUUGCACUUGGUCGUAAUUUAUACAAAUUGCCGAAAUUUCUAUACGCACAAGCUAUUAUGCUGGCACAUGGUUUUGCGAAGACAGAAACAAUCUACGACUUAACUCCUGAGGCAAUACGUAGAGCAUUUACCUGGUAUUAUAAUGACCUUAUUAUAUAAUCUGAAGGCGUUCAUAGACUAUAAAAUAUCCGUUAACAAAUGAUGGACGAAUAGUGAUGCAUGCGAUCCCCUAGUCGGCAUUGAUUGCAAUCCAAUAAUUUUAUUUAAAUAACUGUCCAUACUACGAUCAGGAAUAAGAAAGAGAGAAAAAUUGGGUGAAUUCAGGCAAUAAAAGCCCUUUAGUGCUCAAUCUCAACACCAAUAUGAUAUAUAUGUAUAUAUAUAUAUAUAUAUAUAUAUAUACAAACCAUACGGGAAAGGGAGCACAGUAGAAUUGGCUGAAUUCUCAGUACAUUAUAAGUCUCCGUGGAAACCAAAUUUGAUGAUGGACAGUUAUCGUCGCCAAAGUUCAACAACAUAGGUGUCGGUCGUAUAAACUCUGUAUAUGUUUUGGCAAAAAUGAAUUAUUCCUUUGACCUGUCAAACAUGUGACAUGUAGCCUGGCAUAAACGAGCCAUACAUAACAAUAUAAAUUGUAAUUUCGGUAUAUGCAUUGAUACAUGUUAUCUCUAGUUUUACUGAAUACAUGCCCGAAGUUUGUGUUUGUGCUGUAUAUAAAGAAAGGGAUGUAUCUGAAAUACUUUGAAAUUUAACAGAUACAUAUAUUCCUUAACUCUAUUGACUCUCCAUCUCUUGAAAAGUCUGUAUUGAACUUCGUGCCCAUGAAGGCUUAAUCAGAUCAUUAUUGUACAACAUACCGUAAAUUUAGCCAAAUCCAUUGUAUCCCUUACCUUAUAUUUUGUGUGGUAUUCUUUAAUUCGCCAGUGUCGAUCUGACAGCAAAUUUGAUUGGAUAUCAAAUUGCCACUGACAUUAAGCGCUGCACUGCUUUGCUUUCCUGAAUUCACCUACUGUUUCCAAUUCCUAGUAACUCUGGAAACCUAAAUCAAUUACAACCUUCUACCAACACAACGUAUAAUAAUUAUUCACUCUCACUCAUAAGAAGGCUCAUGGAAAAUAGGUCGAAUACGUGAACGAUCUGAUAAUCAUCUCGAUCCUUAAAUCUUCACAGGAACGCUUUUCUCCGUCCAAUUUAUUAAGGAUCAAUUCGAAUUUCAAAGCAAUAAUGAAUACUCUAACUCUCGUAAUGCGUUUGGAUAGGUGCAAUAAAAUGGUUAGAAAGUAUGCGUGAGCCAGGUGCAAUUUGUUGAGUCUUUCGGACAUUUUAUAAUCGAUUAUUUUGUUGUACUUAUAUCUUUAGCGGGGUUGCAUAACUGUAACCUCAUUGUUUAGCCGUAUGAUUUUCUUAAAAAAGAACUUUCAAAUAGGAACCAAAACCAUUUAUUUUAACGUUUGUAAUUUUAGCAAUAAUACUGUAAUUUUUCCUGUUUGAAAGUUUUUAUGCGCACAAUGUUUCUGUUGAUGAAGAAGGUCAAUAUUUUAAAAGGUAGCUAUAUACCUUAACGUAAUAACAUUUUUUAGAAGUAAAAUAUGUGUCAUAUUAUAUAUAUUUAAUUUUAUUGUUAUACCUUUUUUACAUAGUAUUUUGAGAUGAG
Molecule: messenger RNA, 6565 nt
Organism: Acanthoscelides obtectus
Lineage: Eukaryota; Metazoa; Arthropoda; Insecta; Coleoptera; Chrysomelidae
Source: the annotation of a GenBank genome assembly